Molecule: messenger RNA, 2684 nt
Organism: Bradysia coprophila
Lineage: Eukaryota; Metazoa; Arthropoda; Insecta; Diptera; Sciaridae
Biological process (GO): protein K48-linked ubiquitination; proteasome-mediated ubiquitin-dependent protein catabolic process; negative regulation of extrinsic apoptotic signaling pathway via death domain receptors
Cellular component (GO): plasma membrane; cytoplasm
Molecular function (GO): ubiquitin protein ligase activity
Source: RefSeq, a predicted model, not a curated record
ACGGUGAUUGCGUCAAAAAAUACACCAAAACGAAAUGUCCGGAUUACGUUGUUGCUGAAAAAGAAACUAUAACCAGCAACCGUUUAUCAUCGUUCCAUUGAUAACGUAUCGUAUUUCGUUUAAAUUUACUGUACGGUCCAUUUUUGUUACAUACGCGGUAUCAUCUACCCAGAGCUAUUAUCAAUAUAAAUUAAAUAUUGCAACACACAAAGUCGUCAAAAGUUUUCCUUUUGUUAGAAACUGAAAAAUGAUCUGGCCGUCAGAUCUGUCGCAACGAAUUGCUGGCGCCUCGGUAGAGCGAAAUUGAUUUUUUUUAGUUUUUUAAAGGGAAAACAAACGAAACUGAAAACGCUAGCACGAUAAUGCCAUGCGAAUCCUGUAACGUUCAAUUCACUGUUUUUCGUCGAAAAAAGUCGUGUACCGAAUGCAGACGAUUGUACUGCAAUCAAUGUCUCAUCAAGCGAAAAGAUAAGAUACUGUGCGACCGAUGCGUUGUUUUUACCACAAGACCGAUAUCGAAAAUCGAUCUACUGAAAUUGAAGCCGAAAGAUUUGAUAUUCUACCUGCAAUCGAAGCACAUAUCGACAACGGGAUGCGUUGAAAAAGAGGAGCUGGUCAAUUUGGUGCUAAUUCAUGCCAAUUCCAUUGCGGACACAAAUAGCAAUCGUUCGAGUUCACAAUUCGGUGACGACAAUUUCUCGAAUCCAUUCGAUCAAAUCAAGCAGACGUGCCAGAACCUAUUCACCAGUUUUACUGACAAAAUUGCUUCAGAUUUAAACUUCGACUCAAAGCCCUCACCAAGCGGACAAAAUGAACACAUUUUCUCGCAGCCGCGUGCCAGUUCCACAUCACCGCACCAGCAAUACAGCUUUCCCAAUAGUACAUCCGGCAGCAAUGUUACGCCCAGCCGCGUCAACAGUCCAUCGGUAAUACCAUCGGACAAUGUACGAUCGCCGCAUCGACAUUCAGAUGCGUCUAGUGGCACAAGUGCCACUAGCCCAACUAGCCCAGCUAGUCCCACCAGUCCUGUGAUAAGUGUCAAUAGUUCGUCCAAUUCGUCAGCCAGUACACCAACGACUGGCUCUAAAUCCCAUUCACGUCGGUCUAGUCAAACGCAAGAUGCACAACGGCCACUAUCAAAGUCGACAAACGCAUCCCAACGAAGCGAAGAGUUGCCAUCCAUUCACGAACAGCUGCCAAAUAGUCGAAUAAAUAAAUUGAAGCUGAGGCAAAUAAUCGAUCACAUUGAGUUGGCCAAUUCGGACUGCGACUGUUCGGAUGACGAGACCAUUUCAAAGUUCACUAAAGCAUAUAUGAAGGCGAGUCCGUCAAUUGAAAGUGACAUUCGACAGCCAAUCGAACCGGAGCCUGGACCGAGUGGCAAUUCUGGAACGGUUGUCAGUGACACAAAACCUGGUGCAAUCCAUGGCGAUAGUUCAAAUGCAUCAUCCUUUGAAGAGCUCGGAGCUUCAGGUACAUCGAACGGUGAUUGGCUGUUCAUAACAAAACCACCGUCAGACGAACUGCCCACUGAUGCUGCCAUAAGCGCUGACUGCACUAACGGGGACAUUUCGUCGGAUGCCAAUUUGACGCAUGCAACAUUCCAAAAUGCUGAUGCACAUUCCAGUCAACAGAACAUCUAUCCGAGCACAUCGGUCGAUCAGCAGCGCGUUCGUCGGCUGGUUCGUCGUCGUUCGGAUGGGCUAAUUUACAAUUCGUCCGGCUCGAAAAUGUUUGUCGAAGCGAUGGAGGAGGGAAUGACAGCGGCGGCCGAUGUAAGCGAGGACGAAACGUUGCGGAAGCGAACGAAGACGACCUCGUCAUGUGAUAAAUGCGGCAAAAGUAAACGAAGUCUGAAGCGACAUGUGGCUAAAUUCAAACGUCAAUUGGAAACGACAAAUGCGUCGGAAAUUGAAAUCAAGAAACAACUGGAAGCUUUCUUGGAGUACCUCGAAAUAUGCCACAAAAAUUCCUUUGAUGGAACCGACACCGAAUCGAAUGACGAGCAUCGAAUCGAUGACGCCGACAACAAUACGAAUGAUGCCACGAGUCAGAAUGUGACGGUGGGUGUUGAAGAAGUUUCCGACUUCGAUCAGUUGAAUGACGACGAUGACAACUACGAUUUUGAGUACGACGAAGGGAUUCACGUGUACGGCACGGACCACGAUGAAACCAAGGGUACACCACGGCAGUUUGUAGAUAUUAAUGAUUACGAGAACAGCUCGGACCUGGACGAUCUGUCGGUGAAGCAACUGAAAGAGAUUCUAAUGCUAAACCGAGUCGAUUUCAAAGGGUGCUGUGAAAAAACGGAAUUACUCGAACGAGUGAAACGACUGUGGAAUGAAUUACAUUCCGUUCCUGCCGUCGAUAAACUACCAUCGGAUGAUUUGUGUAAAAUUUGCAUGGAUGCGCCGAUCGAAUGUGUAAUAUUGGAAUGUGGUCACAUGGCAACAUGUACAGGUUGCGGCAAAGUGCUCAGCGAGUGUCCGAUCUGUCGACAAUACAUAGUUAGAGUAGUUCGAUUCUUUAGAGCUUAGCUGGGAGAAAGAGAUUUUUGAUUUCGAUUAAAAUUUUGAAAAUUCAUAUCUUACGUGUAGUGGAAAACUUGCUGUGGGUUCGUUCGAAAAUGAGUUUGGAUUAUACGAAAAAUGGACAGAUCCAUUGACAAAUGAAACACCAAAAAA